Molecule: messenger RNA, 783 nt
Organism: Paramuricea clavata
Lineage: Eukaryota; Metazoa; Cnidaria; Anthozoa; Malacalcyonacea; Plexauridae
Source: the annotation of a GenBank genome assembly
AUGAGUCCAGAGGACCGUUUGAAAACAGUAAGAGAAAACCACGCAUGUUUCAGUUGUCUUAAGAAGGCCGGACGCGAUCACAGAGCAUCAAACUGUAGCAGAAGGAAGCAGUGUACACAGACAAUAAGUGGCGUUCAAUGUAAAUAUUAUCAUCAUAUUCUUUUGCAUCCUUCAAAUUCUGCAGCAUCAGUGGGCGUAGCAUCGGUAGAAAACAACACGGAAGCAAUGCUGCCAGUUAUAACAGUGAAGAUAUCUGGAAAGAACAAUCGACACAAACAAGGGAACAUUCUACUCGACUCUGGAGCACAAAUAAGUCUGAUUUGCACAAGUACAGCAAAGAAUUUGGAUUUAAAGGGAAAGGAUGUUUCGAUAACUAUUAGAAAAGUGGGCGGUGAAGAAGAAAUGUUGGCGACAAAAGUAUAUCAAGUUCCCAUUACGUCAUUGGAGUCUGGUGCGAAGUUCACAGUCAAAGCUGUUGGAAUUCCACAUAUUAGCGAUGACAUUUCAAAUAUCAAUAUUGAUGAAAUGGUAAAAGGAAUUGGAAUUCCUGAAGUGAAAAUUUACCGAGAAUGUGGCCCAAUCGAUAUGCUUAUUGGGAUUGAUCACGCUUAUAUGCAUACUGGAGAUUCAAAGAAAGUCGGUAACGUUGUUGCGAGACAUUCACCUCUUGGUUGGAUUAUUUUUGGAGCGAUACCAGGCUUGCAGCAAACCAGUAGAAUAUUUCAUGUCCAGUAUACAAGACCUGUAGAUCUCACUGACUUUUGGACGAGCGAAGCAAUGGGA